GGGAACAUUUGGCGGAGAAACCCGCAAGGCCAACUCCGGCAAUAAAACCUCAGGUAGGUGCUCUGCUCUGGGUUUUUGUUUAAAUGCAGCAUACGGAAGAAUCACCAGCGUUUAUGUUCGAGUCGAUGUGAAAGCCGUUGAUAUGCCUCUUGAUGCUGUUGAUGUUUUCCGGAUUCCUCCCGGACACAAUGCUCCACAACAG
This is a messenger RNA of Oldenlandia corymbosa var. corymbosa, 202 nucleotides long. The record is from the annotation of a GenBank genome assembly. Lineage: Eukaryota; Viridiplantae; Streptophyta; Magnoliopsida; Gentianales; Rubiaceae.